Rotaria socialis is the source of this 936-nucleotide messenger RNA. The record is from the annotation of a GenBank genome assembly. NCBI's taxonomy places the organism in Eukaryota, Metazoa, Rotifera, Eurotatoria, Philodinida, Philodinidae.
AUGAAUUCAACAGAGGAAAAUUCCGCAGUAUCCAAUAUGAAAAAGUAUUAUAUUGUCUGCUCAUUAUCUGCAAGCUGUAGUCUGUUAUCUGUUAUGAUUUCUAUGAUGAUUAUGAUCAUAGUAAGAUGUUCGAAACGUCGUUUACAUACAGUUCGACAUUUGUUAAUGUGUAAUACAUGUAUUGCAUCAGUUAUUUAUUGUAUCGUACAAACUAUCAAUUAUAUUUUCCUCAUUUUUAUCCCAUGGGAAACAAGUAAUGUAUUAUGUCAAUGGCGGGGCUAUUUUGGUUACAUGUCGAUUUCUGCAGUGACGUAUUCUUAUCUUAUGCAAGCAAUAUCACGUCUGUUCUUCUCGAAAUUCUCAACAAAAUACCCUUGGUUGUUGACAUUCAAAACACAUUAUUAUCUAAUUCUCAUUCAUUGGAUUAUUGUGUUCAUUAUACCUUUGCCGUCAGUUAUAACAAAAGAUAUUUAUUUCCGUCCUGGUCUUCUUUGUUGGGUACCGCUCAAAGCCACAAUUCAUGUAGGAUAUACUGUAUUUGCCUGCUACUUCGUACCAAUAUUUUCUAUUAUUGUCAUUUAUAUUUAUAUCUAUAAACGAAUUAAAAAAGCAAGCAAACGUGCUGAAAUGGUUCUUAAUACAACAAACGAUAAACGUGAUCUUGAAGUUUUUCGUAAUAUCGUUAUUCUUUUGGCGAUUUAUAUCACCGGUGGUAUUCCAACUCUGAUUUUUAUUAUUUUUGAAAUACCUCUAUUUUAUUUAGCUGGCAUUGUUACAUUUACAUUGGCAGUAUCUAUUGAAAAGAUAUGUACGAUUGCACUUGAUCAUGAACUUCGACGAGUAGUGUCGAAUAAAAUAUUUAAAAACAAUCUAGUUACAACUUUCGAUAAUACAAUUACACGAACAAAGAAUCCAGAAACUUUGAGACGUCCUUGA